AUGAUGCCCAGACCAUGGUACAAGCCGGGGUGGUUAUUGAGAUUACCUUUUAGAGGCGGACCGUGUGAAUGUGAAGGACUUCAAUGCCGAUGCUGUACUGGUAUUCGGAUACAAGCUUUUAAUUUUGAUAGGCGAACGUGUACUAUUUUAACGUAUGAGCCAGUGGAAUCAACCGUUGAUUUGGAAGUAAGCAUGAACAAUGCCAGUGUAUUUCGCGACAGCUUUUCAACGCGCAAUCCGCCGCCACUUUGCAUACCAGUACCAGUACCAUAUUUACCACCAGGCCUAAUGGAUAUGUGUGUGAGGCUCUAUGACAUAUCAAUAGUAGACCAAAAACUACAUGUUUGCAUGGACAUGGAUACAAGAAUAGAUAAAGCACCCGUCGUAAUUCUUCAUUUUGACUGUAUGGACAUGGGUGCGGGUGGAGUCGGUCUGUCUAAACCAGGCGGCGCGCAACCCGCAGUACAAACAGAACCACAGACCACUACUGAACAAGCUCAACUAAAUGCUGACGUAUACGAUCCUGUCACGGACGAUGUAGAAACGACUUCAAAAUCCUUAUUCGGAAAUAGUAUAAAAUAUAUA
This is a messenger RNA of Brenthis ino (lesser marbled fritillary), 585 nucleotides long. NCBI's taxonomy places the organism in Eukaryota, Metazoa, Arthropoda, Insecta, Lepidoptera, Nymphalidae. The record is from the annotation of a GenBank genome assembly.